AAGGCGUGUCUGUUGUGUUUCUUCAAAGUAGUGAAUUUGGGGUACGCAGCUGUGGUGAGGAUUAGUUGUAGCACGUCCCAUUCUUAGGGUAUCAUAAACAUGUCCAGAAUUUUAAACGCAAUUAACACUCAUUUACGGAGAGAUUUGAAGGCAUGUCGUCGACUACGGCAAAUUUCGGAGCGGUCAAUAAGUUGCACGACACAGAGGCGAAGCGAAGAGCGGGACGAUGGGGCAGGUGCUCUGGGUAAGCGUCUGAAGGACACAGCAGAGACAGUCAUCAUUGGUGGGGGAUGCGUUGGGGUCAGUUUGGCCUACCAUCUCGCCAAAGCUGGCCAGAAAGAUGUGGUGCUCCUGGAAAAAUCUGAGCUGACAGCUGGCUCCACCUGGCAUGCUGCUGGCCUGACCACAUAUUACCACCCAGGAAUUAAUCUGAAGAAAAUUCAUUAUUACAGUAUUAAACUGUUUGAGCAGCUGGAGGCGGAGACUGGGCAGGCCGUGGGCUUCCAUCAGCCCGGCAGUAUCCGAAUCGCAUCAACCCCAGUUCGAGUGGAUGAGCUGAAGUACCAGAUGACAAGAACUCACUGGCACCCAACACCACAGUUCCUCAUUGGGCCAGAGAAGAUCCAAGAGCUUUUCCCACUUCUAAACAUGGACAAGGUGCUGGCUGGCCUCUAUAACCCAGGUGAUGGCCAUAUAGACCCAUACUCUCUCACUAUGGCAAUGGCAGCUGGUGCUCGCAUGUAUGGUGCCCAAAUCUACAACCCUGCACCCGUGACUGGCCUCACCCCAACCUCCGACGGCAAGUGGGAUGUCCAGACGCGUCAUGGUACCAUCCGAGCUAAUAGGAUAGUCAAUGCCACAGGUUUCUGGGCUCGGGAGCUGGGACAAAUGAUUGGAUUUGAGCACCCCACCAUUCCUGUCCAUCACCAGUAUGUAGUCACGGCAACAGUGCCAGAGGUUAAGGCCCUGAAGAGUGAGCUGCCUGUGAUCCGUGAUCUGGAGGGGUCUUACUACCUCAGACAAGAACGUGAUGGGUUGCUCUUUGGACCCUAUGAAAGAGAACACAAUAUGGUUCUGCAAGACUCUUGGGUUCGAGAUGGAGUACCUCCGGGUUUUGGUAAGGAGCUCUUUGAGUCAGAUCUAGACCGGAUUAUGGAUCAUGUAGAGAUGGCCAUGGAAAUGGUGCCGGUUUUGAAGAACGCUGACAUCAUCAACAUUGUGUCUGGACCUAUAACCUACACCCCAGACCUGCUGCCCAUGGUGGGCCCACACCAGGGUGCCCGCAACUACUGGACUGCAAUUGGCUUUGGGUAUGGCAUCAUUCAUUCUGGGGGUGUGGGUAAGUUCCUUAGUGACUGGAUCAUGACAGGAGAGCCACCAUAUGAUCUUAUUGAGUGUGACCCUAACCGCUAUGGAAAAUGGACCACGGUACCAUACAUGUGUGCCAAAGCUAGAGAAUCCUAUGGUUUCAACAACGUGGUGGGUUACCCUAAAGAGGAGCGUUUUGCUGGUCGUCCCACUAGCAGAGUGAGUGGGUUGUAUGAGCUACUGAAAGAUAAAGCUUCUAUGGGAUUCCAUGCAGGCUGGGAGCAACCGCACUACUUCUACAAACCUGGAGAUGAUACGGGAUACAAGCCUAGCUUCCGGCGGACAAACUGGUUUGGCCCCGUGGGCCGAGAGUGUAAACUGGUGAUGGAGAAGGUUGGAGUGAUUGACCUUACACCUUUUGGGAAGUUUGUGGUAAAAGGGAAGGACUCGCACAAGCUACUAGACCGUUUGUUUGCUAACACCAUGCCAAAGGUGGGUGUCACCAAUAUUAGCCACAUGCUAACCUCGCGAGGACGAGUAUACGCUGAGGUCACGAUUACCCAGCAUGCACCUGGAGAGUUCUUCCUUGUCACUGGCUCAGGAUCAGAGCUGCAUGACCUCAGGUGGAUAGAGAAAGAGGCAGCCGAUGGUGGUUAUGAGGUGGACAUCACCAAUGUGACUGAUGAUAUUGGUGUUUUGGGUGUGGCUGGCCCAAACUCUCGGAAGGUUCUACAGAAGCUGACGGAAGAGGACAUGAGCGAUUCAGGGUUUAAAUUCCUGCACUGUAAAUCCAUCAAGUUGGCUGGCAUUCCUAUCAAGGCCACACGGAUAUCCUACACAGGUGAGUUGGGCUGGGAGCUGUAUAUGGAUAUUAAAGAUAUGGCAGCAGUUUAUGAGGCUUUGAUGGAGGCUGGACAGGAAGAGGGCAUUGACAAUUUUGGCACCUAUGCCAUGGCAUCACUCAGACUGGAAAAAGGAUUCAGAGGCUGGGGAGCAGAGAUGAAUUGUGACACAAAUCCUUUGGAAGCUGGUUUGGACUACUUCAUUAAGCUCAACAAGCCUGCAGAUUUCAUUGGGAAACAAGCCCUGUUGGAUAUCAAAGCCCAGGGUCUAAAGAGGAAGCUGGCAUAUCUUGCACUGGACACAGAUAAUAUCGAUCCUGAGGGAAACGAGACUAUUUGGUAUAAUGGCAAGGUUGUUGGAAACACAACCUCAGGGGCAUACAGCUACACAUCUCAGCAGAGCUUGGCAUUUGCCUACGUGCCCAUUGAUCUGGCCACCAUUGGACAGAAAGUGGAAGUGGAACUCCUAGGUAAAAAAUACCCAGCCACAGUUAUCCAAGAACCUUUGGUUCUGACUGAGCCCACCAGAACCCGUCUGCAGAAGAAGGCUAAGAGCAGAGCGUAAACGGAUCAAAGAGUGGUGUGAGUGGGUAAACUGGACGUUUGCUCUCACUGGUGAACAUGAGGGGACUAGAAAAAGAGCUUGUAUUCUGUCCUGAAUUACAUGAUAAUGUUGCCAUGCCUUUUUAAAUACUUUGGAUUGCCAAGUCUGCAGACAAAUGAAGCAGUGUUUUAGAUCAGAAAAUCACUUUCAAAGAAAACAUAGCCAUCAUAGUCUUAAUUGCAUUUUUGCUGACAUAAACUGGGCAGGACAUUACAUUACAGUAUGUUACCCCAUGUAAAAUAUUCUUUUAAAAAGAGAUGGGAGGGCCUGAUAUGAUUUGAAAGUUGUUCUUGGCAGUUCUGUAAAAUGAACAUGGAAUCUGUAUCAUGUAAGAGGAUCAUUGUCUAAGGUCUCUCUAAUUGGUGGCUACCGCGGCGGUUUGUGAAUGAUGCCAGACACUAAAAGAAGGAAAGCAAACUGUGAAUGAGAAGUGAUGAUUUUUAAAGAAACAAAAACCAUUCUUUUCUGCGCAGCUCAGCUUCCCGAAAGGGGAACUUAAUGGUAGCCUUCAAAAACCAUACUUUUUUCUUCCUUUUGAAAUCUGUUCAUAACCUUUGGUCGUAACUUUUGUUUGUUGUUUGAAAAAGAAAAAAAAAACCUAUUCAACUGCUUUAAUUCCAUUAAGUCAUUUUGAUUACAUACUAUGUACUGGAUCACUGGUAGAGGAUAAUAUCUUUUCCUCUGCCCAUACGGAAUGAACUGUGACACAAUUAAUGCUGUUUUGUCGACAGAAUAUUUUUCUAAGUAUGGAAUUAAAAAUUUAGCAGGGUGAGUUUUACAGUUUUCUAGGCAAUUGCACCUAUGGAAAUUUGACCUCAUCACAAGGCAGAUGUGUGUUAUCUUUUCAUAUGUGAAGGGAACAGUUAUCAUCAUCAUCAAGCCACUAGUAUUAUGAAGUUUUAAUGGAUGUAUUUUAAAUUU
Messenger RNA from Chanos chanos (milkfish), 3675 nucleotides. RefSeq names its product dimethylglycine dehydrogenase (gene dmgdh). The record is from RefSeq and is a predicted model, not a curated record. Gene Ontology annotation, molecular function: protein binding. Gene Ontology annotation, cellular component: mitochondrion. The coding region runs from base 100 to 2715 and encodes 871 amino acids. Lineage: Eukaryota; Metazoa; Chordata; Actinopteri; Gonorynchiformes; Chanidae. The transcript has 16 exons.